UGUGUCCUGAAUAACCCCCAAGCAAGCGCAUGAUAAAUCCUUAAUUUAAUUAUAAUCGCCUUUUCAUAUACUAGUAUAAGUUCAGACCUACUACUUACAUUUCACAUACUUGUACAAUUGUACUAACUCAUUUCUUUCUUUCUCUCUAUUUAUUUUUCUAUCCUUAAGGAGAGUUACGUUAAUAUUUUCGUAUACCCAUCAACAAAGACUUAGCCUCAUCAAGAAAUUACGCGAUUUUAGCAAUGGGUUUGAAUGAUGGUUUACACGCUAAUGAAUCCAAUCCCCCGGCAAACACGUCUUGCAAAAUCUUAUGUGUAACACAAAUUUUACUUAGGAGCUUAGCAGCAAUGUCUGCUAUAGCUUCUAUAUUUGUUAUGGUUAAUAGUGGCCAAUCUACCGAGGUUUUUGGUAUCAUAAUACAAGCAAAGUACAGCUACUCUUCAGCAUUCAAGUUCUUGCUUGGUACAAAUAUCGCCAUAUGUGCAUAUUUAGUGCUUUCAAUAUUCACUAUAUGUGUAUUCUUUGCACUAAAAACCAAUUGGAAGGCCUACUUUUCUUUAUUUCUCCAGGAUUUGAUAGUUACGGUGUUGAUGAUCUCCGGGUGUGCAGCAGCAACAGCAAUUGGAUAUGUAGGGAAAUAUGGGCAAGACCAAACAGGAUGGUCAAAGAUAUGCGAUAAUGCAACAAUUUUUUGCAAUUAUAUUGCCAUUUCUAUUGGCUUGUCAUAUUUCACUUUCAUUUGCCUCUUUGUUCUCACUAUCAUGGCCUUCAAACGAGCACAAUUCAAAUCCUAGAUAAUUUAGGAAUGACGAUAUUGUUGUUCCUCAUUUCAAUUUCUUGAGUGUAUGCUCAAAGAGAUUAUAUUUGUAAAUUCUUGUACAUGUAUCGUGUAAGAAAUUGAUUGUAACUUUCAACUGAUUAUAUAUGUAUUUGUAUGUAUGUGUUUUACUAUAUACUUGGGUGUGUGUACAUUCAAAUCUAUGUCUCAGAAGGAGGUGUAAACAUUUAUUUAUUAAUUAAUUCAACUUGAAUAUUGAUAUACUUUGGUGUCAAACGAGUU
This is a messenger RNA of Chenopodium quinoa (quinoa), 1060 nucleotides long. RefSeq names its product CASP-like protein 1F2. The record is from RefSeq and is a predicted model, not a curated record. The transcript has 3 exons. NCBI's taxonomy places the organism in Eukaryota, Viridiplantae, Streptophyta, Magnoliopsida, Caryophyllales, Amaranthaceae. The coding region runs from base 243 to 794 and encodes 183 amino acids.